UUAACCUUUGAUGUGAAUGACCUUGAUAGUAGAUCUGGUGCCUCCCUCUCCCUCUCUUCAGUCACUUGGAGUCAUCCACAGUGCAGCGGCAGCAGCAGCUGUCCGUCCGUCGGUCCGUCCCACGGAGCUGUGUUGUUGUCAGUGGCCCCUGGUGGAGCUGCUGUUGCUGAGCAUGUUCUCGGCUGCUCCACAGGACAGAAGCUACGCUUCCCACCAACACACAGGUUGCGGACAUGGAUAGCUGAGCGCACGGCUCCGAUACAAGAGCGCUGUCACCAAGCUGUUAUUCAUCCCUGCAUCAUGGAGGCUCAACCUGGUGCAUCAUGGGAGCUCAUCAACGGUGUGACAGACGCAAUAUAUGAGGGCUGAGAGGUCGUAAUGGAGACUGACAGCUACACCUCAGGCCCAACCACCCCUGACUGGGUUGGGACAGUGGCAAGCCUGGAGGGAAUGGGAGUCCUUCAGGAGCAGGGAGGAGGGGUGUCGUCCAGCAGCCCCACGUCCUGGUACAUGCCCUACUCGCUGGGCUUCCAGGUGUCGCUGACCGCCUUCCUUAUGCUGGAGCUGGUGUUGGGUUUCAGCAGCAACCUAACAGUGCUGGUGCUUUACUGCUCUCAGUCCAACUUAGUGGAUUCAGUGAGCAAUAUGGUGACUGUCAAUCUGCAUGUGCUGGAUGUGGCGGUGUGUGUGCUGUGUCUGCCCCUCACUCUGGUGGUUGUACUUUUGCCUCCAGGACCAAACCUGGCCAUGCUCUGCUGCUUCCACGAGGCCUGUGUCACCUUUGCCAGCAUAGCCACGGCCAUCAACGUCCUGGUUAUCAGCUUGGACCGAUAUGACAUCUCAGUGCGGCCGGCUAACAGGCUGCUGACGACACGUAGAGCAUCGCUGCUUCUGGCUGCUGUUUGGGUCACCUCGGUGGCUGUGUUUUUUAUCCCGUUCUUGGAGGUUCAGUGGUCUAGUAGUGAUGAAGCAGAGGAAAGAGCACAGGUAACACCCUUGUUGUUGUCCGCACAUAGUAUCAGUGCUACAGUGAUACCAGCAUGGCAUAACCGGACACUGCUGUGUGUUGGAGGGCAGGGCUACCACACAGGCCUGGGUAUGUAUUACCAUCUUAUCCUGCAGGUACCCAUCUUCUUCACCACUGUGGCAGUCAUGCUGUUCACCUACUCCAGAAUACUGAGGGCUUUAAACAUCCGUAUUGGCUCCCACAUGAAGAAGAGCCAGCGGUUCAGGGGCCCCUCCUAUAGGGGGCACCACAAGAAACAGAGAAAAAAGAAGGCAGGGGGCAGAAUAAAUGAUGGUGGGGAGGUAGGAGGGGAGCAGUGCACCACAGAUGGUACCAAACAGCUCAGCCACCCUCCCCUCAUCUCUUCUCCUUCCCCCACCCCCACAGCUACCUCCCCACCUGCCCUAUCCUCUUCCGCUCCGCUCGUCACCUCUGACGUGAGCGCUGCGACCCCAAUGCCUACCACUAUGGGUGUCCAGGCCUCUGUGUCAGCCAUCAUUGCCCUGAGGCGGGCAGUGCGGCGACACAGAGAUCGGCGCGAACGUCAGAGGCGGGUGUUCAGGAUGUCACUUAUCAUUAUCACCACCUUCAUGGGCUGUUGGGCUCCCCUCUCCAUGACCAAUUUGCUAAUCCUGGGCAUAGGCCCCAGUGAUGCCCUGGUCAGCCUACGCCUCUGGUUUUUGGCCUUGGCCUACGGCACCACCGUCUCCCACCCUCUGCUAUACGCCUUCACCCGACAAAAGCUGCGCCGUGCCCUCCGUGCAAAGGUUAAGAAGAGGGUGGUGUCCCUGCUCCAGGUAGACCCUUCACCAGGUGGCACCGUCAUACACAACUCCUGGGUGGAGAACAGAAAAACCAGCCGGCAGGUGCGGCUGGAAGCAAGCGAAGGUACUGACCGCUGCCUGGCAGAGGUCCUGUGAGACUGACAAACAUCAGCCCGUCUCUUAUAAUUAAAAACCAGAAUACAGUCACAGGUGUUUUCCAUUAUAAAACUCACUGGUGCGUGAGUCAGUGUAAGAAAUGUGAAAAACACAUUUCCACCCCUGGGAGAUCCACCAGCACUAAGCCCAUGCUAAACACAGCUAACAUUCACCUCAGGCAGUAGUGGGAGCAGAUGCUGUCAUCAGUGUGGUGCGCAAAGCUUCUGCAGCUGAAGGAAAUCAUACAACAACAAACACAGAAUUGUAUAUAAUUUGCACUCUGUCAAAUAGUGAAGUCUGUUUACAUAUGGAGUUGUAUGAUAGAGCGUUCUCUUAGUAGUGCUUACCCAACUGCUACUAAAGAAUGUAUUGAGCCAGCAGAUGAUGUGAUCUGCCACCCACUCAAACGCUCCAAGGCAGCUUUAAAAUGUUCAAACACAUAAAUAUUAGAAAGAAAAAAAAAGAAAAGAAGAAAAGAAAAAAAAAAUCCUUAAAUGUAUUUAAUAUCGUCUCUGCCUUAAUUCUGCUCUGUAGGUUUGGUUGCUUUUUGAACCAAAAGGGGAACAUGUUUGUGAUCAUAAUUGUUAGACACAGUGGAUACUUCACAUGAAAUAUGGUGAUGAGAUGUAAAUGUGUCAGGGUUGAAGUCCACACAAAAGAGGAACAUGUCAGAGAAAAAUUACAGGCUAGUGAUAAAUAUUAAAUACAGUUUUUCUUUAUCGUAAGUAGUUAUUCAGUGUUACAGUGUUUAUAUAAAAUCUUGCAAAGCUCCUUCAUGUAAAUGCAACUCAUUUUCUCAGCAAUUUGUCUAAAAUGGUGUAAUAUCUUAUUGGUGUUUUGCAUAUACUGCUGGGAAAAGGUGAGCACAUUGUUUAGAGUAGUUUGACAUUUUGGGAAAUAGGCUGAUUUAUGUUCAGUUACAGAAAAUUCUGAUGGUUGUGCGAUAAAUAUGAAGUCACAGCCAGCAGCUGGUUAGCUUAGCAUAAAGACCAGAAAAAGAGGGAAACAGCUUGAUUAAAAAAAAAAGGAAAAAAAAGAAAACUCCUGCUUUUCACCUCUGUUUUUCUACAGAUUAAACAAAUGUGAUGUAACAUGUUACCCUUGAAUGAGUAUGGGUAGCUGUUUCUUAAUAUUUCUGAAACUUUAUGCUAAAAUAAGCUAACUAGCUGCUAACUACAGUGCCAUAUUUAGCACAGUCUACGGAUAUGAGAGUGCUCUCAAACUUUUCUAACCUUCAGCAAGAAAGUAAAUUAACGUCUUUCCCAAAAUGUUUAACUAGUCCUUUAAAGGUCUGGUGUGUAGGAUUGGGGGCUACUAUUUUUAGAAUAAGGCAGGCAUGGAAAAUAAUAUUCACAACUAUGUGAAAAACACCUGAAAAUAAGAUUCUUUUUAUUUUUGUUACUUUUAUAUCUACAGCGGGGGAGGGUCCUCUUUCACAGAGGCCGCCAUGUUGAAACGCCAUGUUUCUACAGUAGCCCAGAACAGACAAACUAAGCACUGACUCUAGACCGAGCCUUUCAAGUGUUGUUUCUCCUUUGAUGAUGUGAGAAGAUGGCAAUGCAGUGGUUACACCACUGGAUGCAAUUAAAUCCUACAUACUGGACCUUUAAGUAGUAAAAAUGUGAAUAUAUUUUGUGAUUAUUAUUAAAUUUUGAUUUAUGGGUAAAGUCAGCUGGAUGUGCUGAGGCAGCUAACUGUAAGAUGGAUGCUAGCUGACGGACACAGUUAACAGGAAAACCUUUUAAUAUAAUGCAGUCCAGUGUGUCACCAAAAACUACAAUCUGAAAAAUAACCAUUCAGUUGAGCCCCAUUAAAAAUAGUAUUUAUCACAGAUCUAUUGUUUUGGAUUGCAUUAUAUUUUAGGUGUGGUUCACUUGGGGGUUUGGGCAUGCUAAAAAUACGCACUUCUCUUUUUAAAAUAAUGUGUACAUACUGUAAAUACUGACAAGCUCUAGAUUUAUUACAUGUGAACAAUCUACAGUCACUUGGUCUGUAUGCGGUUAUUACAAGCAGACUUUUAGAGGAGCGUUUCAGUUGCAGCUGGCUCGUCUCUGUGUCAGCACCCAGACAACUGGUCCCACGGGUCAACUCAGCCAGCAAACACGAGAGAGUGAAUGUCACUACAGACGAGCUCUGACGCAUUGGUGGGAUUAUAACAGGACUAGUGAUUGCUGUUGAUUUAUGUGUUCACUGCACUGAUGCUGUACUCACACUGGGACGCAUUUCAGAGGCCAUGUGAUAUACAUAUGAACAUAAACAUCACUGAUGCGUUCUUGAAUGUAAACUCAUUAUACUGUAUGUACACCAAGAAUAUGCUAUCUUUAUAGGUUUCUCCUCAUGGUGUUGUUUUUAUGUGAAUGUAUCACCAUGCAAUGUUGAAUAA
Larimichthys crocea (large yellow croaker) is the source of this 4309-nucleotide messenger RNA. RefSeq names its product G-protein coupled receptor 22. The record is from RefSeq and is a predicted model, not a curated record. Bases 379 to 1926 code for a protein of 515 amino acids. Gene Ontology annotation, cellular component: plasma membrane. NCBI's taxonomy places the organism in Eukaryota, Metazoa, Chordata, Actinopteri, Sciaenidae. Gene Ontology annotation, biological process: G protein-coupled receptor signaling pathway; cellular response to hormone stimulus. The transcript has 2 exons. Gene Ontology annotation, molecular function: G protein-coupled receptor activity; peptide binding.